Limanda limanda (common dab) is the source of this 6484-nucleotide messenger RNA. It is a transcript of the gene galnt2, whose product is annotated as UDP-N-acetyl-alpha-D-galactosamine:polypeptide N-acetylgalactosaminyltransferase 2. Gene Ontology annotation, cellular component: Golgi apparatus. The transcript has 16 exons. NCBI's taxonomy places the organism in Eukaryota, Metazoa, Chordata, Actinopteri, Pleuronectiformes, Pleuronectidae. The record is from RefSeq and is a predicted model, not a curated record. Bases 185 to 1864 code for a protein of 559 amino acids.
UCCCCCCCACCGACCGACCGAGAGAGAGAGCCUGCCCAAGCCGCACGGCGAAGCGCCCUGCACGGACACAGCCCACCGGGACGAGCCGCUUCCAGCCUGAGCCGAGCCGAGCCGAGCCGAGCCGGAGCGCAGCCACAGUGCACACACACGGGCGGACGGGGGAGACGAACGAACCAAGGCAGCCAUGCGGAGGAAAUCGAGGAUAUUGUUGUGUUUUGCGGUGCUGUGGGUGCUGGGGAUAGCCUACUACUUCUACUCGGGGACCGCGCUGGGGCGAAAGAAGGAAUCAGACUCCAGUGACUCAUCUAGUAGAAGCAAACUUUACAGCUCUGACGAUAAGACUCAUGGACUGGAGACCCUGCCGCCAGGGAAGGUGCGCUGGCAGGAUUAUGACCAGGACCUAUACGUUGGUGCCACGGUCGUCCGAUCGGGUCAGGAUCCAUACGCCAGGAACAAGUUCAACCAGGUGGAGAGCGACAAACUGCGCAUGGACAGAGCAGUUCCUGAUACAAGACACGACCACUGCAGACAUAAACAAUGGAAGUCAGAGCUGCCAGCCUCCAGCGUGGUCAUCACCUUCCACAAUGAGGCUCGCUCUGCUCUGCUGCGGACUGUGGUCAGUGUCUUGAAGAAAAGUCCUCCUCACUUGGUCAAAGAGAUCAUUCUGGUGGACGACUACAGCGAUAAUGCGGAGGACGGAGCGUUGCUGGGGAAGAUUGAGAAAGUGCGAGUGUUGAGGAAUGACCGCAGAGAAGGACUGAUGCGUUCGAGGGUUCGUGGUGCAGACGCUGCCACAGCGCCAGUGCUCACCUUCUUAGAUUCUCACUGUGAAUGUAAUGACCACUGGCUGGAGCCGCUACUGGAGAGAGUGGCUGAGGAUAAGACGAGAGUAGUUUCUCCGAUUAUUGACGUCAUCAACAUGGACAACUUCCAGUAUGUAGGAGCCUCGGCCGAUCUGAAAGGAGGUUUUGACUGGAAUUUGGUGUUUAAAUGGGACUACAUGACUCUGGAGCAGAGACGAGCCAGACAAGGCAACCCCAUCGCGCCAAUAAAGACUCCUAUGAUAGCUGGAGGUCUAUUUGUCAUGGAUAAGGACAACUUUGAUCUGCUCGGAAAGUACGAUAUGAUGAUGGAUGUGUGGGGAGGAGAAAACUUGGAGAUCUCAUUUCGUGUGUGGCAGUGCGGUGGCAGUCUGGAGAUCAUCCCCUGCAGUCGAGUCGGCCACGUCUUCAGAAAGCAACAUCCGUACACUUUCCCAGGGGGCAGCGGGACAGUGUUUGCAAGGAACACAAGGAGAGCAGCAGAAGUGUGGAUGGACCAGUAUAAAAACUUCUACUACGCUGCUGUCCCAUCAGCGAGAAACGUCCCCUACGGAAACAUCCAGAGUCGUUUGGAGAUGAAGAAGAGAUUAGGCUGUCAGCCAUUUAAAUGGUACCUGGAUAAUGUCUACCCUGAACUGAGGGUCCCAGAUCACCAGGACAUAGCGUUUGGAGCCUUGCAGCAGGGAGGAAACUGUCUGGACACCCUGGGUCAUUUUGCUGAUGGGGUGGUGGGCGUCUAUGAGUGCCACAACGCUGGUGGGAACCAGGAAUGGGCUCUGACCAAGGACAAAUCAGUUAAACACAUGGACUUGUGUCUCACUGUGGUGGACAGAACCGCCGGUUCCCUCAUCAAACUUCAAGGCUGUCGAGAGAAUGACAGCAGACAGAAAUGGGAGCAGAUUGAGUCCAAUUCCAAGCUUCGUCACGUGGGCAGUAACCUCUGUCUGGACAGCCGCAGCGCCAGGAUGGGUGGACUCACCGUGGAGGUCUGCAGCCCAAGCCUCAACCAGCAAUGGAAGUUCACCCUCAAUUUACAAUCUUAGGGGGCGCCACAGUCCCCAGGCAGAGUUGGAUCUCGAAUAGAGACCACAACAGACUCUGAGACACGGGUUAGAAGAUGGACUUGAAGGAGAAAGACUAGCUCAAUGGAUAAAAAUUGAUUUUUGCUCCUCAGAGGUGCAGCCUGUCAUGCACCCCUCUCUCUCAACUCUCCCCCACCAAAAAAAAACAAAACGAACAUGAGCCACACACCCUGGGGGGAGGGGCUUGCAGACCAUUACCGGAGUAAACGGGAAUCUGUCUGUGCUUCAUGAUGAGGAUAAAAGCGAUGAAGAGGCUUCCCACCCAAACUGCAUACCUCAGUGUUUUUCCAUUGAUGGUUCUAGAAGCAAAUGUUGAGUGAAUUCCUUUCUUUGUUUUGUUCUUUUACAUUAUUCAAUUCUGGGGAAAUAGGAAACUUUGACAUUUUUACUUUGUAAUUGUUUUAUUUCAUUAUUAUUAGUAUUUUUUAUUCCUUGCUCUUAAUUCUUGAAGGGGAGCUUUUUUUCUUUUGGAAGAAUGGGAUGUUGGCUGUUGUUGUUGCUCCUCUCUGGUGCUCUCUCGUUGGUUUUCCACACUGAACUCGAGCCCAGAGCGGCAGAUGGAGGCUUCAGGUUGUAGUUUUUUGGUGAAGGUUUGGAUGAAGGGAGGAAACAGACUCUAUUCUUUGAGCUUUUCUUCUUGUUUACUUUCAUUGAUUCACAGGAUCACAGAGAAAAAAGACAAGGUGGAGAGAUUACUAUGUGUACUUUCUUGUCUCCUGUACCGUUUCUUCCCUACAGAUUGUUUCUUGAGGCGGGGGAAGCGGUUCAGGGCAGAGCUUCUGUACUAUGGACUGGGCCUGACACUGGCACAACCGUUCCUAAAACCAGGAAGUGUCUUGAAGCUCACCUUGAAGAUUUUCUGUUUAUGUUCUGGCUGUAGCACUGGCUGUUGCACCAGCUUCACUACUACACCAGUUAUGUCUCUAUAGGAAAAACACAGAAAAUAAGUCUCCCGUCUCUUUUUAUUUACUUUAAAAAGAAUGGAACCAAAUUUCAAAUGGAUGUUUUAUGUUUCAGGUGAAAUACUCUCGCUGCUCUCUAACUGCUUCCUGUGGGGCAGUUCAGUUUAUACAUCUUUUUCCUGCACACAUACCUGUCUUUGCAUGUGUCUAUAUUUCCAUUGUAGGAAGGUUACUGUCUAAAAUUCAGGUCCAAACUGGAUUUAAUUUUGCAGCUUCUUCUCUAGAGCUAACAUGUGUUUGUUGCAAAGAGAUAAUGACACAGACACCUAAUCUUUUACAAAUUCAUUCACAUGGACAGGAUUGAGGCGAGUGUUCAUCCACUUUCUACAUGACCCUGCAGGCACAGGCAUAGGAAAAUCACCAGUGUCCACGUGCGGCAAACUUCUCAGAGGACUCAUACUGUGGACCUGUAACAAGUUUUUAGUUUUAUUUAUUUGAAGGAGACUUAAGGAGACCCCUUGCUUAUUCCAGCCUGUGAACAGAGGUCAUGCUCAAACAAAAGCACCUCCAAAGCCCCUGACUGAGUUCCAACUGUAUGAAGUGUGCAUGCACUCGUCUUCUUUAAAGCUCAGAAAGCUGCACGCAUCACCAUCAUGUUCCCACAGUUGCACUCAGUCACUAGUGAUUUGUAUCAACAUAUUUUUUUCCCUUCACUGUGGCUGUUAGAUGAGCCAUCUGUUCAGAAGUCUAAUACUGCAAUAAACAAGGUUUCACUAUGUGACGUACUCUGUUUCUGCACAAGGCGGCCUGGUUUUUCUGAUUGCACAAGCGGAACUGUCAAACUUGCGCUGACACGACAGCUUCAUAGUUUGUUGUUACCUGAUUUUGGUACAGAUUCAAUUUACAGAACGUGUAUCUGUUUGCAAGUCCAUUAUCUGAUGCCUGUUUUGCAUCUUUUGCAUAACUGCUCUCCCCUGUGCUCCAUCAUCUCUUCUGUCUCUGUCACUGAUGAGUCAUGAUCUUGGAUUUUGGGGUAAAUUGGUUUUGAUUAAGUUCAGAGUGACUCAUCACUUGGCAUCUUUAAUGCAGCUACAUACACAAACUCCAGAAAUAUCCCUGAACAGAUGAUACUUCAUUCCUGGUUUACUCUAGAAAGAAGCUGCAGCAGAAAUUGUUUAUUAAUGUGAACAAAUCUGUUUGUCAUUAUUUCUCUUCCACGCACAUUCACAUCCUUUCACAUUUGAUUUGUUAUUUUAUUCUUAUAGAUAGAUAUUCCAAACCUGACAAAGACAGCUGGUUGUGUUUGCUCUGUUGUCUGAUCCUUUUCUUAUUUUCUGCCAUGUUGUUUCCCUGGUUCUGAAGAUUGCCUUGUCUUAACGCCUGAGUGGAGAGGAGAAGGUCAGCUGAAAUGGUUGAAAAGCCUAUCCUGUGACUUGAUAGGUCGCUUCAUGAUGACCCAGGGUAUGAGGCCAUAUUCUAGAUGGGGGGAAUGCUUUUGUGUUGCCAUGGGGAUGAGACUCAAGGACCCAAAUCCGGUUUAGGCUGGUUUAAUGCUUAUCAAGAGGUAGAUAUACUGUCAACUUUUAAAGUUAUUUUUAUUUUUUUCCCUUCUGUUGGGAAAUUGUAAAAUAACACAAAAUAAAUCAGUUGUGUCUUAAUUUACUACAAUACACAAGAAAAGUUAUACAUUUUCAUAGAAUGUGAAACUAGAGAGUCAAAUCGUGCUUUGCAGAACAUGAUACUUUAGGCUGGUUGCAAUACAAAUGUGUAAAGAUGGAUCUCGCAUAUUACAUGAAACGCAUACACUCCUUCAAAGUGGCUGGAGCUUAAUUUUAAAUUUGAAAACCACCGAAUAUUUAUUUUGUUUAUUAUAUGGUUCCAUUUUUUUUACACAUCAGCUGAUUCUGAAUUUGAGCCUGUUUGGUUGAAGCUAUUAUUACUGUUUGGGGUAGAUCUGAAAUCUGGGUUGUUCUAGGAGGAAUCGGGUCCAGGUAGAAUAAUUUUAAAUAUUUAGUUUUCCUUUAAUUUUUAUUUAUAUGUGUAAGGAUCAUGUCUAGAAGUGUUACUGGGCUGGAUGUACAAACGUCAAAGCCUUUUUAUUUGCUAUCAUUGUGACAUCCAGCUCUGGGAUUGUAAAAAAACUCCACUGCAAUUGUUUGUGAUGCUGACGUUUUACCUAUGCGUUUUACUGACCUAUAGCGCCCUCUACUGCCACCCUUCUUGUGGUUAAUGAUUAGAGAACCGGGGCGAAGGGGUGUGGAGGUAGUUAAGUUCUGUUUGAAAAUGUACAUCCAGAGAGUUUUUUUUCCUUAUUCACAUUUUCUUUGUCUGUCUUUACAUUAUGAUAUAUCCUGUUAAUUCAGCAGCCUCGCUAACCUGGAUUUUCAGUGGCAAUGAACCUGAUUACACAGAAUCAGAACAGGCACGAUGACCAAACUGCACACGCCCGAGUGAUCAUUGCAGUACGGUCUGCAAACAGUGUUUCACAUGUGUUGUUUAAUGCCUUUUCUUUUCAAAACAAGUCUUAUUCUUGUGAAGUUGAACAAUUUUGCUAUUUUAUUUUUAUUUUAUAUUAUUUUCUAUGUUAAUACAUGCGUGGAAGAAAGUGACUAUAAAGGUCAAGCACCUCUUUUUGAUUGGAUGAUUAAAUGUUUACAUCUUUAGCACAAUGUGCCAAAGUUCCUUCCAGGAAGAAUGAAAAAAGAGGGAAAUGCCUUUGGGAAAUGCAGAAAUGGUCGUGUUGGGUGCACAUUGUCCCACAGAUUGUUGUUGUUGCGUUAGAGUUCAGAGGGAAGGAUGUGGGCUGCUGUGCUGAUCUGGUGUCAGAUGUUAUCAAGGUGAAGGGUUAUCAAUGUGGCUGCCUCCUUAUUUGAUGUCUAUAAAUCUUUUUGACAAACACCAGCUGUGUAAUGGAAAUGGACGAUAAUGUCUGUAAUACAUCUGUUUUUUUUGUGUGUGUGAUGGAAACAACUAAGAGCUUCAUUCAAAGGGAAGAAGGAGAUUGUCAAUCUGGCAGUCAGACAUUUUUAUUCUCAUUAAAAGAAGAGUAGAGUGACUGAACACCAGGACAAAAUCAACGGUUUAUUCUAUGAAUUUGUUGUGUCAGACUGAAAGACGUCUUCCUCCUCUCAGCCCACCUCAAAAAGAAGGGAAGCCCGCUCUGAUGGGUGACAAGCCCUGCACGGACAUCCAGAUCAGGACUGCUAAAUCUCUGUCCAUCUCUGUUUCUGUAAUGGUGUGGAUGAGUCAUGGCAAAAGGAAGGCUUAAUAUGCACAUACAACAACAAAGUUUAAAAUUCUCAUCGACCAGUAUGACUUAACAAAAACACAACAUGGUAAAUAUCAGUAUAAGUAGGGAGUGAAAUGAACUGAUGGAUUAAUGUUUUUUCUAUGAGGAAUGUGGCUUCAUUCAAUGAUUGAUUGUGUUAAAAUAACGAGGUGGGUGAUGUGGCACGAGGGGGUUACACAUGUAAAAGUGUAUAUUUUUGUAUAUACCUACAUCCGUGUAUGUACAGUAUGUACAUAUAUACACAGUGUACUCAGCCGCGGUUCCUAGUUUUGUUGUCAGACUGUACAGCGCUUCUAACUGUUCCCUGUUUUAUAGAUACUGCAGAAAAUUCAACUUUGAAUGAGGAGAAAUGAUUAACUUAAAUAAAUGCAUUUAUAUAUAUAAACUAAA